This is a messenger RNA of Vanessa atalanta (red admiral), 752 nucleotides long. RefSeq names its product protein stunted-like (gene sun). Gene Ontology annotation, cellular component: mitochondrial inner membrane. Gene Ontology annotation, biological process: proton motive force-driven mitochondrial ATP synthesis. The record is from RefSeq and is a predicted model, not a curated record. The transcript has 4 exons. Bases 136 to 309 code for a protein of 57 amino acids. NCBI's taxonomy places the organism in Eukaryota, Metazoa, Arthropoda, Insecta, Lepidoptera, Nymphalidae. Gene Ontology annotation, molecular function: proton-transporting ATP synthase activity, rotational mechanism.
AAAAAAGCUUAUGUUAUCUAUGGACUGUUACAUCACUUCAUCGAAUUCGGAAUUUGAGAUUUAAUUUUCCGAUUGCAUUCUGGUUUUCUACUGUGCAUUUCCAUUUUCAAAAGCUCAUAAAAAAAAACAAACAAAAUGAGCGCCUGGAGACAAGCAGGUCUUAAUUACAUAAACUACUCCAACAUUGCUGCUAAAAUUUUGCGGCGAUCUUUAAAGCCAGAAUUACGAACAGAGGCAUUACGGCGAGAUGAUUCUCACGUUCGUAUCACACCGUGGACUGACGGCAGGCCAGCACAUGAAAAGGAUUAAGUUAUUAUUUAAAAAGCAAAGCUGCCUAGAUGAUUACAAUUUUUGAAAAUUCAAGAAAAUCGAGCAUGAAUUAUUUAAUUGUAUAAUAGCCUUACUGUAAUAAAAAUAUACUAAAAAACAAUGUUGUUUAUUGUUAUAAUGUAAACUAAACCACAAUUAGUUUUUUAUUAAUUUAGUUUUUCGGUAUAAAAUUUUAUAUUACUUUUAACCUGUUUUAUAAUAAAUUAAGAAGUGACAAGAAAUUGUAAAACCACACAGUUGUGAUACAGUAGUAUUGCUUCUAUAUCUUACAGGUCACAAAAAAACCAUUAUAAAUAUGUUUAUCUAGUUUUGCUACAUUUCAAAUUUAUCUUAAUUUCCAAAAUAUAUACCUUAUAUGUUUGUCAGCGAUAAAUUCAAGUGAUAUUAUUUGGUGUAACAAAUAAAUACCACAUUAGUAAAAA